Molecule: messenger RNA, 5224 nt
Organism: Cottoperca gobio
Lineage: Eukaryota; Metazoa; Chordata; Actinopteri; Perciformes; Bovichtidae
Gene: iffo2b
Product: intermediate filament family orphan 2b
Exons: 8
Coding region: 708-2198 (496 amino acids)
Source: RefSeq, a predicted model, not a curated record
UGUUGUCAUACUCUACUUUAGUCUAUUAAUUAGGCUUAUGUUAUGCCCUCAGCCAGGAUGUGAUCAUCGCUCUCAGUGCGCGAGACGAGAGAAAAGGGGGAGGGAGGUGGGAGGGGCUGACGUUGGUAAGGGUGCCGAGUUUAGCACUUUGCAAUAUGAUCCGCGCUCACGACGGAGAGGCCGGGCUCUGCGGUCCUACGUCCUGCCGUCCCACCGCACCACAUGGAGACUGGGUAGAGCCACAUUGAACGGGGAAUGACAAAGAAAGAAGGUGGACCAUCGUCCUCUGUCGGCUGGCUAUAUGAACCCGCACAGCAUCAGCAAAAGGCAAAGCAAAGGCAAACACAGAGAUGAGGGUGACGGGAAGUGCUGCUGAUGCUUAUUUCGGUCUGCGUCAAACCUCCAGCUCCUUAAGAAGAUAAUGCCCUCGGUGCCUCUUACAGGACUUUCUAGGUUUAUUAUUUGUGUGCCGCAGGGGUCCAUGUUAGUAUUUCGGGGUAAACACCCAGCAGGGACAGUGAUGGUCACAACGUCUCCAGCAACCUCCCAGUCACUCUCAGCAUCUGCAUUGUAAGGAGAAACUCGUCCUGGGGGAGUGGGCUUGUGAAGGAAUAGGCUAUGCAGAGAUAAAAACAACAUUUGUGUUGUUGUUGCAUACAAACCAGACAUAGCCAUAAUUGGAUUAUCGGGUGUUGUUGUUUGUCAACAUGAACUCUCUGUUCUUCUCCGACACUCCGCCCGGCUCGGCCUGCAACGUCCCCACCGGGUCGGGCGCAGUGACCAGCGCCCUGCGGAAUGACCUGGGCUCCAACAUCCAUGUGCUGAAAACACUCAACCUGCGCUUCCGCUGCUUCCUUGCCAAAGUCCACGAACUUGAGAGGAGAAACAAACUGCUGGAGAGCCAGCUGCAGCAAGCUCUGCUGAAAACGCAGUACCGCCACCUUUACGCCCGUGAAGUUGCAGUGCAGACGGACGGUCCCGAUUCGCGAUUACCGGGCACCAUCUGGAGUUAUACCCAUGUCCGGAGGCAAGGGGAGCGCUUUGAGACCCUGCGAGGGCCCGGGGUGACGUGGACGCAUCCGGACGGAGUUGGGGUCCAAAUAGACACCAUUACCCCAGAACUGAGGGCUUUGUAUAACGUGUUGGCCAAAGUCAAGCGGGAGAGGGACGAGUAUAGGAGAAAAUGGGAGGAGGAGCUGUCCAAGCGAGAGCAGCUGGAGUCCACGGUGGAAACUAUGCAGCAGAGCGCCCAGGAGUCAACCGAGGUCCAGGAUGAGCUGAGCGAGAAGGUGGACAGACUGAAGGCUGAACUCGUGGUCUUCAAGAGUCUGAUGACUGAUCAAAUGUCCGACCUGGACACCAAGAUCCAGGAGAAAGCCAGGCGGGUGGACAUGGACAUCUGCAGGCGGAUCGACAUCACGGCCAAACUGUGCGAUGUGGCUCAGCAACGCAACUCAGAAGACAUGUCGAAGAUGUUCACCAUCAGUCCGGCCCGCUCGCUCCCGGAGAGGGGUGCCGGAGCCUGCUGCAGGAGAAAAGAACGUAAAGCCGUGUCUGAUGAGGAGAGUUCAGAGAUGGAUGCCGAGCCCAGCCCUUCGGAGGAGGAGGACGUCCCAGGGUCGCUCAACAUCACGGAUGAAAUGAAACGCAUGCUCAACCAGCUACAUUGUUCAGAUAACUCAUUUGUUGCCAGGCGCGAGACAUUCGAAAUUGACGACGACUGCGACAGUCUGACGUGGGAGGAAAACGAGGAGACUCUGUUGCUGUGGGAGGACUUCGCAAACUACAACGUGCCGUGCACCGUCGUCGCAACUCCCGGCACAACCGCCAGCUCCUCCAAUGGAAACGGUGAAGCCGCUGAGCCUGACUCCCAGGAUGGAAGUCUCGGCAGCCUGAUUGAUGAAACAGAGUCACUAUUUAAGACCAGAGAGCAGGAGUACCAGGAGAGCAUCGGCCAGAUCGAGAUGGAAUUGGCCACAGCAAAGAGUGACAUGAACAGACAUCUAUACGAGUACAUGGAGAUGUGCAGCAUGAAGAGAGGCAUGGACGUGCAGAUGGAGACCUGUCGGCGGAUGAUUAAAGGCGGCGGGAACUCUCCCUCUGCCAGCUCUGUGGCCAGCAGCGACUCAGGGAACACAGACGAGAUCCAGGACGAGAUCUUGGACAAGGACGCAGAGCCUGAAGUCCCCGCUAGUUGAUGGAAACAUCGCCGGGCUUUGUCCCAUAUCUUCCUGAAUGCCCCUCAUCGUCACAGGGGUCAAAUGUGUAUAGAGCUCCACCCUGCUUGGGAGGUGGAGCAACCUAAAUCUUGGCCUGUUUGACCUGUUAAAGUUCUGACGGUCCUGCUCACUGAUGCAGUCCCAGAACCGGUGCUUUUACACUAUUUCUGUUGUUUAGGAAGUGGUCGGUGGGUGGGUGGGUGGGGAGGGGCGUCUUCGCUUCACAAAGAGAACGGGUGCAAAUAGAGUCUGAGCUGUGCCCUCUUCCUCACUGCUGCCUCGCUGGAUCCUUGUCCAGAGCUUCACUUCAUUUUAGCGGAGAGAAAGAAAAAUUCUCUUAUAUUUUAAACUGGCUGAGAUGUAUUUUUUGUACAAGUUCUUACCCUAAUAAUGUCCUUUUAUUCUAAAGGAAUUCAAAAUAGUACAUAUUGUGCUCCUCCACAUAGCAUUCACAAACACACAUCCAUCUUUACAUAUUUACUUUCUAAUACUUUAUUUAGAUUGAAUUAUGUCUGUGCAUUGGAACACAAUUUAGUUUUUGUUUGCAGUCCAAAUGAAACAGUUGGGGGUUGAAGUGUCUUCUGCCAAGGAGACAAAACAAGGAGUGGAGACAAAUGGUGUUGGAGUUCUGGUGGUUUCUGAGGGAACUCUGCAGAGCUGCCAAAGUUGAGAGAGGAAAGGAGCACAGUCUUUUGAUGCAUCAGUGCACUACUGAAGUUCUAUGCAAUUUAGCUGGCCUUAUUUUUGGACUGGCUUUUACCGUUGCUCGUUUUCUUCAAACUAAUACGAUUAGCCUUUAAAGCAAAGCAGGUGUUUUCUAUGUAUCAUUUUGAGAACUCUUUUUUUUUUUGUGUGUGUGUGUGUGUGUGUGUUUGAGAGUGAAAUGAUCUGAGUAUGGAACAUUUGUUUUUGUUUUCAUGAACAUCAACAGUAGAAACUGGAACAGUGCCCCCUCAACAAGAGACUAACAUCUUCCUUUAUUUGUAUAAUCGUUAACAUCAGAUGCACUGAUUCUCUUACACUUAGGUGGAAAAUCAGGAUAUUUUAUUUCAAAUGGGUAAAAUCCUAAUUUAUAUCAAAUAAAUCAAAUGAAAGUUAUCAAAGCCAAACAAUGCCCUCCAACAUCUUAAGCAAAACCAAAGGAUACUUUUUGAAAAGCUUCCCUUUCACAUAAUCUUAGAUUAAAUCUUACAUCUUAUUAUUUUAUCGAUUUAAAUAUUUAUUUUUCUGUGUUUUCAUUACGAGCCGCCACCUGCUGUCCUGCAGGGGACUCUGUUCCAGACAGGUUGCGCAUCCUGAUUUUUGCUCUUCUGAAUCGGGGCUCAAAGUGUCAGACUGUACAUAGCGAGGUGUAGGCAUGUGAUCGUAUACCCCAGAGGCCUUUUUAUUCAUAUUAAGUCUCUUUGCAACAGAUUGAGAUGUCUCACAAUUUCAUUUUCAGUGCUCUCACCGGAUUAGCAUAGAAACCGAUUGACGCAUGGGGACAGAAGGGAUCUUUUUAUCACCUUUGUAGUAUAACGUAUGUACGGUUUGCUGGAUCAAAGUUUAAGUGCUACUUCUAUGUUGAAGUUCUACAGAAGCAGAAUAUUAAAACGCAGGCCUUUUGUUAUUUCAGCAUGUUUGUGUGGAGAAAGGGAGCUAUGGGUCUCUUUUCUUUUUUUAAAUACAUUUUUCCUUUUAAACUAAAUAGCUGCAAUGCAGACUGUGCGUCAAGCCUGAUCAUUAAUAAUUUUAUUUGUGGCAUACAAUGUAUUUUUCACUGUUUUGUAAUCAUUCUAUGUUAACCAAAAAGUGUGUUAUUGUCGCCAUAUUCUGCUUUUAUUAAUCUUGCAGGAUUAUUAAACUUUCGGUCAAUUAUUGACCAUAUCAGAUCUCCAAUAAUAAAAACUAAUGACAUAAAACAGCAGUUAGGAAGUGUGUUACUCCUUAGAUCCUUCAUAUCCUUUGAUGUUUGAGUUGAUGUAAAACCAGCCUGAUAAGUAAUAAAGAGCCAUUCUUUUAUUGCUGCUGUACUUUGUAUUGACAUCAAACGCUUCAUGUAUUGUUUGAAUGGCUGUAACAUCCAGAAACAGCAGGCCUGACAACACAGUUCGCUCUUCCUUGUUUCGAUUGUAGCCCUCACCACACCGUCACACUAACCAGCCAACCAAAGCAAAGUGUACAGUAACAUGACAGAUGUAAAUCAAGCUAUGAAUCCUACUAACUCUGGAAAAUCUCAGUCUCAGUCUUCGUCCACGCACACACGUGUUUUAAAAAAUUCUUCAAACUACGAGCCAUUACGUUAAGUGUAUCAUCUCCAUUUUCUUCUCUUGAAGCAGGUCGAAGUCAAACAACAUCCAGUCGAUAAAACUGAAGCAACGAAUGUAGCUUGAUUGGAGGCAUCCUCUAAAGACCUUACGUUGUAAAAGCUGAGCAAAAUAAAUGUAGCUGUUUGAAUCCAGGGAUAUACAGCGUGCUGUUAUUGGAGACUUUGGUAUGUUUUGCUUUACUAAACGGGUUCUUAACUGACCAACUUACAGUGUGUGACCUAGAUGUAUGUAAAUUAGGUCCGGGUGUAGUGAAUGUUUCAUACUAAAAUGGGUUUUAUAUGAUUGGUUUUUAUCAGGCUGUACUGGGAUUAUAUGGCUGUGUUAACUGUCGUGUCAAAAUACAGUUUAAGGCUUUCAUUGGCAUACCUGUUUGCUGUUAAUUAUCCUUAUUUCUUAUAUUUAAUUUCAUCAACAUGAUGGGGAGAUAAAGGUGCAGCAAUACUUGUGGCCAUAUUUGGGUAAAAUCUACUGAACUGUAUUGGAUGCUGGUCUUUGUGUUUCAUUUGCAUCGCAGGAAGCAUCCUGAUUUGUCUGCUUUAAUUUAAUUGCUUUUCAUUUAAAUUUUAUUAUUUUGUUUAAACUAUUGAUUCAAUGUAUUCAUGUGGGUCUGGGGCAGAUCGUUUCAAAAUUAUGAAUGUACUCAAUUGAUAUUGGGGCAACAACGAAAUAAAAUGGUGGAUUGGAUAAAAACCUAAA